ACCAAUCAGUGAAGUCCUCGGUAAAGCACUGCCCAAAACAGUCAUGGCGGCAUUCAGCGUCCUCCGAGUUGCGGCAGCGUUUGCCGCCCGGAUAAAUCCUUUAAAACGUGCAAAUCAGUCGUCAGAUCUACUUUCCAGGGCUGUAGUGCGAUCUGAACAAGUUGCCGUCCGUUAUGGAAGUCAUGGGAAGAAAAUGUUUGUCAUCAAGCCCACUGACUUUUAUGACCGAAGAUUUCUCCAUUUACUGAAAUAUUAUGCCCUGCUCACCGGGAUUCCUGUUGCAGCGUUUGUGACGUUUGUAAAUGUUUUCAUUGGUGAGGCUGAAUUGGCUGAAAUCCCUGAGGGCUAUGAGCCAGAGCAUUGGGAGUACUACAAGCAUCCUAUUACUCGAUGGAUUGCCCGGAACAUUUACGACAGUCCAGUGAAGGAUUAUGAGAAAAUGAUGGCACUUAUCCAAAUUGAGAGUGAGAAGGCUGAAAUGAGACAAAAACAGCUUGAGGUUCGAAAGCACAUGAGGGCAAAAGGAGAUGGACCCUGGUUUUAUGUCGACACAGUUGAUAAGAACCUUAUCGACCAGAGUCCCAAAGCAACACCUGAUAAUUAAAGACCCGGGGUGGACAUCUGAUGACCGUCACCUCGAACCUGAUCUUGAACUAUUGUCAUUAUACAAUGUAUAAUGGAUACUGAUGUUUGUGCAGAUAUAUUUGUGUUCUUUUGCUGCUCGCACCAAUAAAGUGUGGAAGCCAAA
Hemibagrus wyckioides is the source of this 748-nucleotide messenger RNA. It is a transcript of the gene ndufb5, whose product is annotated as NADH:ubiquinone oxidoreductase subunit B5. The transcript has 6 exons. Lineage: Eukaryota; Metazoa; Chordata; Actinopteri; Siluriformes; Bagridae. The coding region runs from base 44 to 604 and encodes 186 amino acids. The record is from RefSeq and is a predicted model, not a curated record.